AUUGGAUGGAUGGAUCUUUUAACCACUGACAGACUGCGUACCAGCUGAGGGACGGUGUUGUUGUCAGCGUGACCCGUUGAAGUGGCGUCUUUGGGGGACCAAUGCAGACCCCCUCUCAGAUCCUCACUCUGAGUGCCUGUGGCUGGGUCAGCAGCUUCUGUCGCUUUCGAGAGAUCGGGACAAGUGAGCCGCUGGAGACAUCAGAGAAAAUGUCAGUCAGCGUUCAUGAAAACCGCAAGUCUCGGACCAGCACAGGCUCCAUGAAUAUCUCGCUGUUCCACAAACCAUCACAUCCGGACAGUGUGCUAACGCACCUUAACACGUUACGCAAGCAGUGCAUGUUCACAGAUGUGACUCUGUGGGCUGGCGACCGCUCCUUCCCCUGUCACCGGGCCGUGCUGGCCGCUUGCAGCCGCUACUUUGAGGCCAUGUUUAGUGGGGGGCUGCGCGAGAGUAUCGAUAGUGAGGUCAACUUCCACGACAGCGUGCACCCAGAGGUGCUAGAGCUUCUCCUGGACUUUGCUUACUCGUCCCGCGUGAUCAUUAACGAGGAGAAUGCCGAGUCACUACUGGAGGCAGGAGACAUGCUGCAGUUUCAUGACAUCAGGGACGCAGCUGCAGAAUUCCUAGAGAAGAAUCUGCACUCGUCCAACUGCUUAGGCAUGAUGCUCCUGUCAGAUGCCCAUCAGUGUAAGCGCCUGUACGAGCUAUCUUGGAGGAUGUGCCUGGUCCACUUCGAAACUGUUCGAGACACAGAGGACUUCUACAACCUUUCCAAAGACAAGCUGCUUGACCUAAUCCUUAGUGAUGAGUUGGAGAUUGAAGAUGAGCAGAUUGUGUUCCAUGCUGUGAUGCGCUGGGUGCGUUAUGACCUAGAGAGUCGAAGAGACUACCUGCCAGAGCUGCUGAGGGGUAUUCGACUAGCUCUGUUACCCUCGGAAUGCCUUAUUGAGGCAGUUGCAUGCGAAGAGUUGGUUAUGUCAGACAAAAGGAGCCGGCUGAUAGUGGAGGAGGCCAUGCAGUGUAAAAAGAAGAUCUUGCAGAACGAUGGAGUUGUGACCAGUCCCUGUGCCCGGCCCAGAAAGGCUGGACAUACACUUUUAAUCCUUGGGGGACAAACGUUCAUGUGUGACAAAAUCUACCAGGUGGACCACAAAGCCAAGGAGAAUCCCAAGUCUGACCUGCCAAGUCCAAGGAAAGAGUUCAGUGCCUGUGCCAUUGGCUGUAAGGUCUAUGUGACUGGAGGGAGGGGUUCAGAGAAUGGGGUGUCCAAGGAUGUGUGGAUCUAUGACACUGUCCAUGAGGAAUGGUCAAAAGGGGCACCCAUGCUAAUUGCACGGUUUGGCCAUGGCUCUGCAGAGUUGGAGAACUGCCUGUAUGUGGUUGGGGGCCACACAGCCAUUGCUGGUGUGUUCCCAGCCUCUCCCUCUGUUUCACUCAAGCAAGUGGAGCGGUAUGACCCUCUCACCAACAAGUGGACAAUGAUGGCUCCCCUCAGGGAUGGUGUCAGUAAUGCUGCUGUGGUCAGCGCUAAGCUUAAGCUAUUUGUCUUUGGUGGUACAACCAUCCACCGAGACAAGGCGUCCAAGGUGCAGUGCUAUGACCCUGUGGAGAACCGCUGGUUAAUUGCAGCUGAGUGCCCACAGCCCUGGCGCUACACGGCAGCAGCUGUGCUGGGCAGCCAGAUCUUCAUCAUGGGGGGAGACACAGAGUUCACGGCCGCUUCUGCUUACCGGUUUGACUGUGAGACCAACCUGUGGACUCGAGUGGGUGACAUGACUUCAAAGAGAAUGAGCUGCCAUGCUGUGGCAUCGGGAAACAAACUGUAUGUAGUUGGCGGCUACUUUGGGACACAGCGGUGUAAAACACUAGACUGUUAUGAUCCAAUGUCAGACAACUGGAACAGUAUCACUACAGUGCCUUACUCAUUAAUUCCAACAGCUUUUGUGAGCACUUGGAAACAUCUUCCUGCCUAGUAGUCUCAAUCUGGAAGUGGAAUCAAACUGGGCAUCACACACACCUGACUUGGGAGGAAGACCUGGAUCAUCCCACCAGUCUUGCUGUACAAACUGUGUUUGUGUGAGUGUCAGUCUGUGCACGGACGGAGCAGCGGGGGCCGAUCUCUGAGUGGGGCGCUCUCUUGGCUAAGAGCUAACAGCUAGCAGGCAAAAAAGAAAAGCUCAGAAAAAAAGAGCUGCCCUCUAACCUCACCACCCUUCACACACUGAAGUCCUCCCGGGCCCCAAGCGACCCAACCAUCCCAUAAUGAGCACAACUGAAGGGAAAGAGGCAGGCCUGGGCCCACAGAAGCUUCUGAGGACAGCUCUUGGACGUCACUGUGAAGAAAUGCCUUUCUGGUGACAUCAAAUCUGCAGCUUAACAAAAAAAAACAGUCCUCUUGUUGUCUCUUGUUGUUGGGUGUUUGCUGUUGUCACCUGAAGCCUCUCUCAAUUUGCACAGUAAACAGAUGUGAGACACCUGAGGGUGUUUAUAUCAUUCCUACAGUCAGUCGUAGACAACGACCUUCAAGCUCUCAGACCAGAUUCAGUUCCUGCGGUUCUGGUUUUCUUCCAUACAGCACCACUCACUCACCAUCUUUGGGAAACAUGAGCACACAGACGCUUUAAUGAUGAAUUUCACUGUUUUUAAGCAGACUGAAAGGCUGUUUUUAUGAAAUAUACAUGACCAGGGUGGGAGUGGAGGACAGGUUUACUGUUUUAAAGAGGACUUGACAAUUUAUGAACUGAAAAUGUCUGCUAUUUAUUUCACUACCUGUGAAACACAAUUCCUGGAGGCAUCUCCGAUUCCAUGGCACAACAAACUGAUCUUGAUUAUUAUUAAUAUAGAUAUCUGAAGUAUUGAAAAAAAGUUGAUGAAUUGCAUUGCAUUUACAGUUUUUCUCAGUCACUUUGGUGCUUUUCUCAGAUCAGAAUGAAAAUUCUCAUAACUAUUAGUUCAACCUCCACAACAUUUAGUCAUUUGUGCACAUCAUAGUAGCAAUUUCUCC
Alosa alosa (allis shad) is the source of this 3007-nucleotide messenger RNA. It is a transcript of the gene enc2, whose product is annotated as kelch-like protein 25. Lineage: Eukaryota; Metazoa; Chordata; Actinopteri; Clupeiformes; Clupeidae. The record is from RefSeq and is a predicted model, not a curated record. Gene Ontology annotation, molecular function: protein binding.